Molecule: messenger RNA, 3301 nt
Organism: Pelobates fuscus (common spadefoot toad)
Lineage: Eukaryota; Metazoa; Chordata; Amphibia; Anura; Pelobatidae
Gene: ARHGAP17
Product: Rho GTPase activating protein 17
Exons: 20
Coding region: 181-2736 (851 amino acids)
Biological process (GO): signal transduction; regulation of actin cytoskeleton organization; positive regulation of GTPase activity
Cellular component (GO): cytosol; intracellular anatomical structure; cytoplasm
Molecular function (GO): GTPase activator activity; protein binding
Source: RefSeq, a predicted model, not a curated record
CUGGCUGGGCGGGGCCGUGUUUCUCCCAGUCAGUCGGUCACACAGUGACGGGUCGCUCCCGGGAUCACACCGCCCGCGCUCCCCAUGGAUUAGUCGGAGUUACAGGGAGCUGAGUACCGGAGGAGGAGGUCGGGACAGGAAGUGUGUUUCCCUGGGAGCGCGGACCCCUCAGGAGUCACCAUGAAGAAGCAGUUUAAUCGCAUGAGGCAGCUGGCCAACCAGACCGUGGGGAGAGCGGAGAAAACUGAAGUUUUAAAUGAAGAUCUGCUGCAGAUCGAAAGGCGUCUGGACUUGGUUCGAAUGGUUUGUCACAAUUCACACAAAAAGCUUCUGGGCUGUUUGCAAGGGCAGCCGGGCACCGACACGGAUAAGAGAUAUAGAAAACUGCCUCUCAUGGGAGUGUCGCAGUCAAUGCAGGAAGGUUGCAUUCAACUCAGCGACGAAACUCUUCUGGGAAAGACUUUGUCAUCAUGUGGGGAAGCAGAACAAAGGCUGGCCCAGGAGCUCUCCCAACAUGAGAUACAAAUAGAGAAGGACAUACUUGAACCUUUAAACCAGCUGACAGAGGUGGACAUCCCCAACAUACAGAAACAGAGGAAGCAGUUGGCUAAGUUGGUGUUGGAUUGGGAUUCUGCACGGACAAGGUAUCACCAGGCCCAGAAGUCUUUGGGUACAAACUUCCAGAUGCAACCAGGGAAGCUGGACUCUCUGAAGGAGGAGGUGGAUGAAGCGGCCAAUAAAGUAGAACAGUGCAAGGACCAGCUCGCAGCUGAUUUGUACAACUUUGUGUCUAAGGAAGGGGAAUAUGGACAAUACUUUGUAGCGUUAUUAGAGGCACAAGCAGAUUACCAUAGAAAAGCACUAUCUGUCUUAGAAAAGGCACUGCCCGAAAUCCAAGCUCAGCAAGAUAAGUGGACUGAAAAGCCGGCUUUUGGCACUGCACUUGAAGAGCAUUUGAAGCGCAGUGGACGAGAGAUUGCACUGCCCCUUGAAGCCUGCGUAAUGAUGCUUUUAGAGACUGGCAUGAAGGAAGAGGGUUUGUUCAGAAUCGCAGCUGGAGCCUCUAAACUUAAAAAGCUAAAAGCCGCACUGGACUGUUCCUCUUCACAGCUGGACGAAUUCUACUCUGACCCCCACGCCGUGGCCGGUGCUUUGAAGUCCUACCUUCGGGAACUGCCAGAACCUCUGAUGACCUUCAACCUUUACGAUGAGUGGAUCAAGGCUGGAACCAUGCUGGACCAUGACUCCAAGAUGCAAUCGUUAUGGUGCAUUUGCCAGAAACUGCCGAAGCCUAAUCUGGACAACUUCAGGUAUCUAGUCAAAUUCUUGGCCAAGCUGAGUCACAGCAGUGACAUUAACAAGAUGACUCCAAGCAAUAUCGCAAUUGUGUUGGGUCCCAACUUGCUUUGGGCGAAGCAUGAAGGAACACUGGCAGAAAUGGCAGCAGCAACAUCUGUCCACGUAGUGACGAUCAUUGAACCAAUCAUUCAGCAUGCAAAUUAUUUCUUCCCUGAUGAGAUCGACUUCAACGUUACCGGUGCCUUCGUCCCAGCCUCGGCCAACACAAAUAAUGUGUCUUUCGGUAGUAAUGACAUCUCAUAUGAGUUUGGAAUAUUUGAGCGUAAGAGGCCAAUUAGUAUGGCAGUGAUGGAUGGAGAUCUGCUGAAGAAGGAGAGCAUGACCAUAACUAUGAAAGUUCAGGAUUUCCACUCUAAACGAGGUGGAACCCUAACUAGGAAGCAUGCCUCUCCAGCAUUCCAGCCACCUCUGCCCCCAACUGAUGGAGCAACACCAGGGGAUCCACAUUCAACCACACUAGAGGUCAACAAUUCAGUCUCUGCAUCGUCUACAGAUCCUGUGACGGCACACGUCACCGAAGAGGCAAGUACAUUCAAGACCAAAGACCUCCCUACUGCAACCACUCCUCCAUCUUUGCGCAAUGGGACCCACCAGCCCUCUGGAGGAUACGCAAACCAAAUGGCUGUUGUUCCUGUACCAGUCACUGCCCCCAGCCCUCACUCCAUAAGACGAGCUACCAAGAAACCUGCCCCGGCUCCCCCUAAGCCAGUGAUACCUCCACCUGGACAACCUGGAAAUCAGGGUUCCCCAAUUCCAUCAAAUACACCUCCAUCCGUCUCUCCCAAACCUGCCACCACAACCCACAACUCUUCUUCUCCAGCCAGUACCACUAAUCAAGGAAGUACAGCUGCCCCUAUUGCAUAUGGUUCUCUCCCACGAAGGCAUUCAGGAAGCCAGCCCUUAAUACAUGCGCCCAGCCACCCUCCCCCACAACCCCCCACACAGCCAGCAGCUGCACCACUGUCUAAAUCCGUGGUACCUGCUGUAGAGCUUCCAACCGAACAGUCCCCCAGCCCUCCACACUCUCCAUCACCCCCAGAUACUCCACCUCUGGGUAUGGAACAGUCCGCUUCCCAGCUUCCUGCUCAAGAGGGCACUCAGACACAGCCACCGUGGACGGGUAGUGGAACACUUCCCCGACCUCGUCCAGUCCCUAAACCUAGAGUCCGCCCUACCGUACCCCCUCCACCUCAGCCCCCCAGCUCGCAUGGAGCAAGUGAAACACAGUCACAGUCUGCUUCAAAGAUCAUCACAGAUCCUGUCCUACCUAUUCAAUGUCAGCUAAAUCCUGACUCGACGACCCCGGUUCCAGCUUUGGAAGGUCCACCUCAACCUGCAACCAUUAGCGAUAAUGACAUUGAAAGUACUGCGCUAUAAGGCGAGGGUAUAAUCCACACUCCAGCUCACGGACCCUCCUACAGUCCCACUAUGGUCAUCUUGUCAAGACGCAACAGUGAAAAACUUUUUUUUUUUUUUUUUUUUUUUUUUUUUUUUUAUGGGAAUGGAUACAACUCUCAAAGUUUGAAUGACCUGUUUGACUCUUGCACAUUAAAGACACCAAGUGGGCUAGAAACCCUGUGGACACAUUAUUUACCUAUAGGUCUUCAAAGCUGCCAUUUUAUAUUCAGUCUACACCACUAUUUAAAAAGACCUACCUAGGAUGACAUUCCACUGAAAAACCUUUUUCUUUUUUCUUUUUUUGGUCAAGGUUUCAUUUAUAUCCCUCUUCUCCCAACCAAACAAUCACUCAGCACCAUCCUAAUUUAAAAAGCAAUGUAAAGGUAUAAACCACAGGCUUUAAUAUUGAAGUGAUAAUUGAUAGCUGGCAAGGUCACUGGGCAGUAAAUGACUUGCCUACUUGAGCAGUGGACUUUAUUUACAAUGAAUUCUGCAGAAGAGGCACCUGUUGAAAAUUUAUAAUUUUCUGUUACUGUCUGUAGUU